AUGUUUGCCGCGAAGGCGCGCCAGUGGUCGAUGGCGCACGGGGAUCCCAUCCCGGACGACCAGAAAGUUGCUUACCAAUACGCACCCGUCCCUACAGUUGCCAAACCUACCAGCAGCGAUGCCACGGCCGCCGCCGCCCCUGCCGCGUCCGGCUCGGAUGAGGCGCAGGCCGGCUCAGACGCGGCGAGCGCAAAGCAGCCCGCCAGCGCCACCGCGGCGGCGCCCGCGUCGCCCUUCGCCGCGCGCGCGCAGCAGGCGGCGCCGCCGGCGCCGCCUCUGCCGCCGGCGUUCACCGCCAACGGCAGCCUGACGCCCGCGAUGGCCAUGGCGGCGCAGGGCGCGCAGCAGCAGCCGGCCAUGUCGGGCUGGGUGGUGUGCAGCUGGCGGCUGUCAAACAUCACUGACUACGACAAAAUGGCGGAGCAGUGGAACGCGGCGCCCGUCAGCGCCAUGAUUACGAAGGAGGCACAGCUGCAGCCGCAGCAGGUGGAGGUGCUCACGACGGCCAACGUCAGCCUGGGGCUGCAGUUCACGGGGGUGUCCUUUGGCGCCGACGCUGGGAAGACCGUCAGAGCCCUCAAGGCGGCGUUCGCUGACCUGGCGCUCGGCUUUGACCCCGAGAUGAUCCAGGUGUCCCCGACACAGGGCGACGACGACGGCGACGAGAGCGGCGGCGGCAGCGGCAACGUGACGGCAGGCGGCGUCCCCGCCGCGCUGCGGCAGGGAGCGCAGGGCGAGGUGCUCGUGCCAGACGCGCUCAUGGCGAGUGUCGGCAGCGCCGUCGCCCCCGGCGGCGGCCGCCGCCUGCUCGCGCCGCGGCGCGCGCGGUGGCUGCUGCAGGCGGCGCCGGCGGCGGCUGGGGCCGCGCAGCAGUGGGGCAGCGACGCGUUUGCGUCGUACACGAGCCUGUCCCCCAGCAGUGUGCGCAUGCUGAUCAAGGCCCUCGAGCUCAACUGCGGGGAGCUGGCGCCCGGGGACCCGCUGCCAAGCAACUGCUCGUCCGUCUUCCGCUACAACCUCGGGAAGGCCGGCGUGCCCUUGGACGUGGAGGGCUUCCACGUGACCCUCAUCCACAACCAGUCGGUCACCGUCAACGUGCACCUCGCGGUCGGCCUCACCAAGGGCCAGGUUGCCGGCACCACUGACGAGCGCCUGGUCGGCUGGCUGGGCGACCCCAGCAACUGGCGCUCCCUGCUGACCGCGGCCGGCCUGGAGGGCGGGCCGGACGCCUCGUGGCUGCAGCGGCCGGUGGUGAUCAUCACGGACCCCUCGGCCAUUCAGUCAGCGCAGCGCGUAAACGUGGCGCUGGCCGUCGGCCUGGCGGUGCCUCUGGGCCUCUGCGUGGCAGCGCUGACCGCCGCGCUGGCGGCGCUGAUGCUGCGCAACCGGCGCGGCGCGGGCGCGGGCGCGGUUGCGGGCGCCAGCGCCGCAGCGGCGGCUGGCGGCGGCGGCGGCGACGGGCAGCAGCGCACCAAGGUCGUGUCGGCCCUCGCGACCCGCGCCGGCGGCGCGCCGCCCGCCAAGCGCCGCUACCUCGCGCCCGCGCUGCCCGUCUCCGUCGCGGGCGUCCAGCCCAGCAUCGAGGAGCUCGCGGCCGCAAACCUCCGCGGCGCCGGCUCUGCAGCUGGCGGCACCUCCGCGUCGGCAUCCGCUUCGGCGCCCGCGUCGGCGGGCAGCUCGGGCGCGCUCCUGGCCGAUGCCCCGGCGCGCGGGCUGCCGGACGGUUUUGCUGGCGCCGCGCUGGGCGUGCCUGACGCGGCGGGCGACCUGCGGCCGCGGCUGCAGUCGCUGGGGGACUCGGUGACGUCAGCGGUGAGGUUUGAGCUGGAGGAGCACGGCAGCGGGGUGCAGGAGGGCGAGAAUGAGGGCGCUGACGAGGCGGGCGCUGACGUGGCGGACGACACACGGCGGCGACGACGGUUCCGCCCUGAUGAGCCGCCGCACGACCGCGAGCGGCAGCGGCAGCCUCGGCGGCGCGAGUAG
This is a messenger RNA of Monoraphidium neglectum, 1983 nucleotides long. RefSeq lists its product as hypothetical. The record is from RefSeq and is a predicted model, not a curated record. Lineage: Eukaryota; Viridiplantae; Chlorophyta; Chlorophyceae; Sphaeropleales; Selenastraceae. Bases 1 to 1983 code for a protein of 660 amino acids. The transcript has 7 exons.